ACACCGGGCCGUUGAAGCGCGCACAUUGCACUGCAUUCGCCAAUUGACGCGCCUUCCCAUUGUCGUCGCCAAUUCCAGGAUCGAUUGCGCGGCGGGUCUUUUCAUCCCAUCCCACUCCUUCCUUCAUCGCGUCCUUUCAGGCCCUUUGUCGCCUGGGUAGCGGUCAUCUCAUUGGUCGCACACUUUUGUUGUUGUUGUUUGUCCGAUAUACUGUCAGCCUUGUUUGUGUACGGUAAAAAAUGAUGGAGGUAUUUCGCAGUCACGGGGCCGUGACUCCCUCCGGCCCGCACUCUCCAUCCGACAUCCACACCCCGCCAGCGCCGCUUCACGGAUUUGAGGAUCAUUGGGAGCCCUACACGCCGCGCAAGUCCGCACGCAUUUCCCAACGCACACAGGCCCAAGCAGCCUCAUCCUCAUCCCGCAGCCGCGCCCGCACCCCUUCACCCCAACCAACCCCCAGACGUCACAUCUCAUCUGCUGCCGACAAACAACAACCCCCGCCACCCCACCACAAAUCCACAGGUUCGCCAAAGUCAACAAAACGUCAACCCCAUCACCAUCAUCACAACCAUCAUCAGACUGAAGCUGCUGAACCUUCAUCAUCGUCGGCCAUGGUCACCCCAACCUUUACGCCCGUCAAGAAGCGCGCCGUCAACCCCGCCCUGGAUUCAGUUCAUCGCGCCUCAAGAACUCUAGAUGGCUCCCUUCACGCCCCCCUCGGUCGCUCAACUGGAGCUGGCAGCCUCAUCACCCCCGCCAAGACCCCCAUCAAGCCGCCGACGGAGCGCAGCAAGUCCCAACUGAAGGGAGUCACAAAGACUCUUUUCAGCAGAAAGGUUGACGAAAAUGAGGUCAUGCCCAGUCCCAAGAAGGCGCGCGCUAAGAAGCAGACCAAUGAGGAGGAGGAAAUUAGUAUUUUCACUGACUCCCAUGAGCGCGUGCCGGUGGUUGAUGACAGCAUUGAAAACCCUUUUUACGGCACCAAGACAACAACAAAAACUACCACCACUACCACCACUACUACUGAGCGCACCUCGACCCGCCGAAGCACCCGGAAUCUGGUCAACAUCCCCGGUGAGGGCGUGGUGAGUUUGGAGGAGGCAGUUGGCCGCAAAGACGGCAUGCUUAUCAUGUUCCGCGGCAAAAAGCAGUUCCGCAAGUUCGCUGAAGUGGAAGAGGAGGUGGUAGAGGCUGAUGACGGGUUUGAGAGUGCGGUUGCCUCUCCCUUGAGACGUCCUCUCACCCGCUCCUCCAUCAAGCCGCGUCUGCUGUUCCCACCCAAGCCCAAAGAGGCCAAGGUACCUGACUCAGACGAAGAGGCGCCCACCGACAUUGAGGACCACGUCUUGGAGAGCCUGAAGACCGAAGAGGAGAAGAAACAGGAGAAGGAGGAGGAGAAGGAGGAGGUCAUCGAGCCUGAGAUGCCAGCCGAAGAGGCCAAGGAGAAGCCCCUUACUGAGCCCCAAGAGGCAGACAAGGAAAGAGCCAGCACCCCCGAGACGACACCGUUAGCACCAGCUUCACCGCCAGCCACAGCACGCACCACAAGAGCUGGCAGCAAGAAGGCUGCAGAAGACACACCUAAAAAGGCCAAACCCAAGGGAAGGAAGAGUCCAUUUGACGCGUUCCGUCGAACCAAGGCCGGUGCAUCUUCCAGUGCUGGUACAAAGAGAGCCAGCGAAACACCAUCGGUCGGAGCCGGUCCAGCUAAGCGAACUAGGACUUGAUCACGCGCUGGCAGAUGGUGCACAAUUUAAUGGGCGGUGGUCUUUGUGCGUUUCCUUUCAAAAGGGGGGUUUUUUUUACGGCGCCGGAGGACGGCAUGACCACUACACUGGCUUGACUUUGACAUCUCAAACAUUAUUGCUUUUGACGGGA
This is a messenger RNA of Neurospora hispaniola, 1878 nucleotides long. RefSeq lists its product as uncharacterized. Bases 240 to 1727 code for a protein of 495 amino acids. NCBI's taxonomy places the organism in Eukaryota, Fungi, Ascomycota, Sordariomycetes, Sordariales, Sordariaceae. The record is from RefSeq and is a predicted model, not a curated record. The transcript is spliced from 2 exons.